Molecule: messenger RNA, 1984 nt
Organism: Adelges cooleyi (spruce gall adelgid)
Lineage: Eukaryota; Metazoa; Arthropoda; Insecta; Hemiptera; Adelgidae
Product: two pore potassium channel protein sup-9-like
Exons: 7
Coding region: 168-1202 (344 amino acids)
Biological process (GO): potassium ion transmembrane transport; stabilization of membrane potential
Cellular component (GO): membrane
Molecular function (GO): potassium ion leak channel activity
Source: RefSeq, a predicted model, not a curated record
UAACGCACAGUAAUUGUUGCGACGUUGUUAUUGCUAUUGUUGCUGGAAUCCUGUGAAAAAAGAAACUCUACGGACAUGGGCUUCUAUAACAUUUAAUAAUUAUUAUUACCUAAGGGUGUAUUGAGUAUUUUUCACUGCGUCAGUCUAACGAGCGUUUGCUUGUCAAAAUGAAACGACAAAACGUCCGAACCCUGUCGUUGGUGGUUUGCACAUUCACCUAUCUACUAGUAGGAGCAGCCGUAUUCGACGCCUUAGAAUCGGACCAGGAGAGAAGGCGUUGGAACCAUUUACUGGAACUUAAACACGCAUUGGUCAGCAGAUACAACAUAAGCCCCGUCGACUACCGGAUGAUGGAAGUGGCCAUAAUCGAGAACAAACCUCACAAAGCUGGACCACAGUGGAAGUUUGCUGGAGCUUUUUACUUUUCUACAGUCGUCUUGGCCAUGAUCGGGUACGGCCAUUCCACUCCGGUGACGAUUGGAGGAAAAGCGUUUUGCAUACUGUACGCCAUGGUCGGUAUUCCUUUGGGCCUAAUCAUGUUCCAGAGCAUCGGUGAACGUCUUAACAAAUUCGCUUCAGUAGUGAUCAAAAGAGCCAAAAAGUAUUUUAAGUGCAAAAAAGAGGAAGCCACCGAAAUGAAUCUUAUGUGUGCCACUGGACUUCUCUCGUCUGUAAUCAUUACCACCGGGGCAGCUGUGUUUUCUAAGUACGAGGGAUGGAGUUACUUUGACAGUUUUUACUAUUGUUUCGUCACACUCACCACCAUCGGUUUUGGAGACUACGUUGCGCUACAGAACGACCAAGCAUUGACCACUAAGCCGGGAUACGUGGCUUUAAGCCUGGUUUUCAUUCUGUUCGGACUUGCGGUAGUGGCAGCCAGCAUUAACUUGUUGGUACUCAGAUUCAUGACCAUGAACGCCGAGGACGUGCGCCGUGAAGACAACGAACUGCAAGGGGUAUCUCAGCACGUGAUUACAUUGGACGGGGAAGUGGUGACCUCAGUGAACGGCAAAUUACUAGCCGGUCACACCGUUUCUAAGGGCACUAGCAACGACGACAUGGACCAAGUGUCGGUAUGCUCAUGCACUUGCGUUGGAGACCCAGAAUAUGAUUACAACAGGGAUAUUUUACCCGUGGAACAGGAACCAAUCAACUUACUGUCAGACGAGUACAUCGUUGGGCUCAAGAGAGUUUCUAUAUAAACUAUAAUAAACGUUAUAAUACAAUGGACAUUUUAUCAAUUUGACGUACGACGAUAGUUUUUCGUUAAAAAUUAAAAUGUUAUUAUUACUUUUUUUACUUUUCUCACAAUUCGCCAAUUACAUUUAUAUAUAUAUAUAUAAUAUACAUAAUUAACUAACUAAAAAUAAUUUUAAAAUUGUGCUACGAAAACGAAAAUUAAACAUUUUUUUAGGUAUGUUAUGUUCAAAAUAGAAAUAUGUGUUUUUGUAUAAUAAAAAAAUACUAUUUAUUGAAAAAUUGGCUAUACAAUGCGCCUUAACAAAUGCUAGUGUAGAGGCCCCUUAAAAUAAUAAUAAUCAUCAUUUUAACCUCAUGUUAGGUUACGCUAGCCAUUAUUAGAGUAAUCCCAACUAAUUAUACUGAAUAUGUAGUUUUAAUAUACAGUACCUGUUACAAGUUAUUAAAGAUUUAACUAUGAGGAUAUAAAAAAAUAAUAUGAUUAUUGAUAAUAAUAUUAUACUAGUUGUGACUUAUUACAUGGUUUUCUUUAGCUCGCUAACACGUAUGUACGGGUAUUUUUCAAAUCUUGCAAAAUUAAUUGAACCCACUUCCAGAUGUCGUAUAGGGCUGAAACAUGGCACAGACACUCAUCUUAGAUGACAAUAUAAUACCCUGUAAUCAUAUUGCGACUCGGACAUCAAGGUCGCCCUAAACAGGGUCAAAUGUGGGGGUCAUUUCACUAAAAUUUCAUUUUUUCCCAAAUCUUCCAAAUUCAAUUUAGUAAUCUAUUUAGCAAUUAUUA